AUGCUCAUUGUGUCGAUUUAUGUUGAUGAUAUCAUUUAUACUGGCAGUAGUAUAGAAGAUUUCAAGGUUGAUAUGAUGCAUAAGUAUGAAAUGACAUAUUUGGGUUUGCUGCACCAUUUUCUUGGAAUGGGGGUUAUGCAAACUGAAAGUAGUAUUUUCAUUCAUCAAAAGAAGUAUGCUACUUCCCUACUUAAGAAAUUUGGAUUACAGGAUUGUAAAUGUGUUAGCAUCCCACUUGUUCCAGGUGAUAAACUGAGAACUGAUGAUGAUAGUGGAGCUGUAGAUGUAGCACAGUUCAAAAAAAUUGUUGGCAGUUUGUUGUAUCUUACUGCAACUAGGCCAAAUAUCAUGUAUGCUUCUUGCUUAUUAGCAAGGUUUAUACACUACUUAACUAAUAAGCACUAUGGAACUACUAAAAGGGUGCUGAGGUACAUACAAGGAAUCUUAGACUAUGGUUUGGAGUACAAGAAAGGUCAAGGUGCAAUGUUGUUUGGAUUCUGUGACAGUGACUGGAGUGGAUCCGAAGGUCCUCAAUCAAGCAACAUUGUGUUGAAUUAUCCACGGCUGAAGCAGACUACAUCAGUGCAGCAGAAGCUAUUGCACAAGCAACUUGGUUAA
Molecule: messenger RNA, 618 nt
Organism: Pyrus x bretschneideri (Chinese white pear)
Lineage: Eukaryota; Viridiplantae; Streptophyta; Magnoliopsida; Rosales; Rosaceae
Exons: 1
Coding region: 1-618 (205 amino acids)
Source: RefSeq, a predicted model, not a curated record